Messenger RNA from Vitrella brassicaformis, 3911 nucleotides. Lineage: Eukaryota; Vitrellaceae. The record is from the annotation of a GenBank genome assembly.
UUCGUUCGCCACCCUCCCCCCCACAGCACCACUAAAGCAGCGACGGCUUCACCAGCGGCGUGCAUGCAGAAGAAUUUGACCUGAGACUGCCGUCGAUUCAUCAGAAGAUGCCUUCCCGCCUUCGCCCAUCUGCCUCAGCUUCAGGGCCGUCUCCCGCCUUCCAGCUGACCUCUGCUCAAUACGUCGAGCGCUCCCUGGCUCUAGCUGGUGCGGCAGCAACGGUGGCGAGCGAAGGCCUGGCCCGUCAGUAUGGCUUGCAGACGGUCCUGCACAAGGACAGCCGGGACAAGGUGGACGCCAGCACUGCCCUGAGAUUUCUCGAGGCGUAUGCGACGCGGGCGAGCAGCCAGCCGGCCGAGCAGAGGAGCCUGGAGCAGCUGUGCCGUCGGCUGCUGCACUCGACGCAAGUGGGUGUGUAUGGCGCCACGUGGGAGAGCGACAUGCGGGGGGUGCAGGAGGUCUUCGAGACGGUCAAUGCCUUCCUCACGGUGCUCUUCCGCACCAACACGAGACCCACAUCCUUUUUGCUCGAGAACCUCGCUCAGCUGUACGCCCAGUGGCGGCUGCACAUUCUGCACGAGCUGACGCCCGCCUCAUACACCCUCGAGUGGUGGGCCUCUGGCGGCAUCAAACACACCGUCAUGCGGCCGUUCGAGUGGUCCGAUCGGGACUACCUCAUGGCCGCCAUCACGCUGGCGGCCCAGGCAUGGUGGCCAGUGAUAGAGAGGGUCGUGGGGGUCACCAUGGCUGCGGUGCGGGAGAGAGAGCGGCGAAGGAGGCGGGCGGGGGGUGAGGGUGCGAGGGAGAGGGAGAGGGAGAGGGGGCCCUUUGGCUGGGCACUCGAGUGUGUCGAGUGCGUGGCCGACUGCCUGAGGGGCUGCCGUGUGCUGAGUGCCGACCCGCUCGUCCGAUCGGACGCACAGGCGCUGCUCGAGCUGCAAGAGGUGGGUGGAGACGACAGACAGGACAACGAACGACAACAUGAUCCAUGAUACCUACUUACACGUGUGUGUGAUCUUUGCUGUGUCCAGCGCGUGUCGGUCUGGGAUGUGUGGGAGCCCUUCGCCCUCUCAGCAGUGGUGUAUGAGGCCUUCAGGCGGUCGGAGCAGAUCAUUCGAGGCACAGCCGCACCACCACCCACCACACACGCUGCCCAGCCGCCGAGGGCAUCUCCUUCACCCCACGUGCCGCGACUGCAUGGCGGUGUCGGGGAGGGGGAGGUGGUUGAGGAUGACGGAGAGGGGCCGAGUGUGGCGUGCUACCGCGAGAGGUGCCUUGGCGGACUCAUGGACCUGAAGGAACGUACGGAGGCACAAGAGGAGAGCCGUGUGUGGAAGUAUGCAUGUAUGCGUGUAUCGGUCGGUUCCCUGUGUGUCUGUCGGUUGCUUAGGUUACCUGACGCAUUUCGAGAAGGUCCGUCAAGAGAGGGAGUCAGCACUAGCGUCAGCCACCCUCCUGCGGCCUGCACGUCGGUCCGCCCCCUCAUCACGACCCCCCUCGCCCAUGCGCAUGCCGCCCUGGCGCCCCGCCAUGUCCCCGGGCACACCGUCAGUCACGCAGCUGAGGCGCAUCACACCUCCUCCAUCCAGAUCUGUCAGCCCAUUCGGCGCACCCAGUGAGCGCUUAUACACAAGGGCGAGUCUCAGCCUUAAUGAAAUGUGUGUUGUGUUUCCCUGCGUGAGUUUAGGGCGUUGGCUGUCGGGUCCGUCGCCUCGUCUGGACGAGGGCCCGAUCGCCCGGUCCUCAUUCCCAGUGCCGCUGCGGGCCAUCAACAACGGCAGCGCACAGACGGCCGUCUCGUCUGCCUGGGCCACACCCCCCUGGACACAGCGGCUCACCCAACAAGUGUCGACGUCUCCAUCCCCACUGCGGCCACGCACCCCACCUCGCGUGCAGUCUUUGCGGUCCAGCAGCACGGUGCGGGCCAUGGGAGGCGGGCAGCGGAGGGGAGGGGCCCCACAGCCACCGCCGCGUGACCUGGCUGCCGAGCGAGAGACGAGAAUGGACCUCCCGCAGGAAGAGGAUCGUCGGGAGCAGGAGCGAGAGGAGCUGCCGACGUUCGGCGCAAACGGUGCCGCGAUGUUCGUGGGUCAGAGGCAUGAUCACGAGACGCGAGAGAGGGGGGAGGCUGCCGGAGCUGGUGUUGGAGGCGAGAUGGGUCUGCCAGAGGGUGCUGCUGUCAUCGAGGGCACCCCGCUGCCGCCUGACUUCAUGCAGGACGAUGAAGAGGGGCAAGGCCGACAACAGGACAGGGACAGGCAAGCCUGGCCUGACCAAUCGACGACCCACCCCCUUUCACAUUGCAAAUGAUAUGCAUUUCAGGGUCCAAGACCGAGCUAACGACACCUUGCUGCCGCCCCCGGCAGCAGCAGCAGCAGCAGCCACACGAGCCCCUGCAGAGCCGGAGACCACUCUGCCCCCACCUCCACCCCCCGUCGCUCCCAAGCGGGCGGCAGUGCCAUCCGGUCCGCCCGUGAGGCCUCUCUUGCCAACUGAUGGCCCCACGGCAUUCGAGGCUCACAUUGUGGGGGAAAUGGAGGUGGGUAGACAUCUGGAGAGGCCGGCAUGACAGCCGAAUCACUUGCCUCGUAUGCAUCGUGUGUGUCGUGUGCAGGUGUCGAGGGCGGAUGAGGGCGCUGAUCGUGACAUUUUGCGGAGGGAUGAGCGUCAGUAUGUGGGUGUGAGUGGGGGCGUGGGGCUGGGGAGGAGCCUGACGGCCGAGCCGACCCGGAUGGACCUCUCUGUGGCGCUGAACGAUCUCAAAGAGUGCCGCACAACACAACACAGCGAUGGAUGCAUGGAUGCAUCAAUGCAAUGCUUACGGACACCAUCUUUCUUUCUUUUUGCUGUGUGCGCGUGUGCGUGAAUGUGUGCAGGCGCUUGUGCCGCUUGGAGGAGAAGAGUGACCGCCUCUCAAAGGCGCACGAGAACCUCGCCAUCAAAGUCGACAGGUCUGUAUGUAUCUCCCUGGAUCAUGUCAUGGUGGUAUGUCCCUUCUCUGUUUCUGCCUCAAUAUGAUUGCUUCAGGCAUCUCACGGCGCCCCCUCCGGCUCAGCCAACCUUAUCGCAGACCACUCCAGCAGGUACGCAAGUACAAUGACAAUGACAUUCACGUCGGUGUAAUCUGCGUGUGUGCACUGCAGGUGAUCAAGCUACCCCCGUCACUCUCACCCCACCACAGCCAUACGCGCCGCCCACACCAGCACCAGCACCACCACCAGCAGCGGAGGCGGCCAAACGAGACAUCGAUCAGCAGCCCAGCCUCACCCCCAGCACACAGGCGGGCCUGACGUCACCCCUCAACACAAGGGUGCCCUCAGACGGCGAGCGACACACACCCAUCACCCCAUUCGCGGCAUUGCGGUCGUCGCCAUCCCCCGCAGCCCAGCGCGAAGAAGCGAGCCGGCGGUCGUCUGUCCCCCUGACGCCCCCACACCCGCCCCACCCCUAUCGCAGCUUCCUCUCCUGCAGCCCCUCAGAUCGCAGUCUGCUGCGCGGCCCCCCCGAGGGUCGGUUCGUGUCAUACGAGCCCGUGAGUGUGCGUGGCGGCCCACUGGACAGAGCUGGUGCGGGUGGUGUGGGCCGCAGCCGACCUGCCCCAAGACAGUGGAUAAGGGACGCACCGACCUUGGGUGUGUCGCGGAUGAGGGGGCUGGAUAGAGAAAGGGGCGAGGAUGAACGUGGGGGUGUUGGUGUGGGUGAGGGUGCAAGGCAGAGGAGUGUGUGGGACGCUGUGGUGCAGUACCCCUAGAUAGACAGAUGUGCGACCGACGAUUCAACAGAGACGCAAUAGAAUGCAUUAUUGGGCACACCCAUCACAUCGAUCGCAAUAAAGGAGGUCCGUCGACAAGUAGAAGACACAUUCAUGAAAAAUCGUCCGGAUGGACCAGUAAAUAAAGCUCAGCCCUGCA